This is a messenger RNA of Rubroshorea leprosula, 1268 nucleotides long. Lineage: Eukaryota; Viridiplantae; Streptophyta; Magnoliopsida; Malvales; Dipterocarpaceae. The record is from the annotation of a GenBank genome assembly.
AAAAAAUGAAUUGUCAAUAAGCGUGAGCGACUAAGCGCAAAGGUUAUUGGAAUCACCCCUUUUUUCUCCUUUUUUAUUCUCGCAGAAACUGUUUUUCUUUUUCUCCAAACUCAAAAAUAAAUUUCUUUGUCUACCGUAACUGGAGCUUCUCCAAUCAUAGUCUGUUGCCCACUCACAUCGGGUAAGACAGUAUACUGGAAUGUAAGAAUUUUUUCUUCAAGAACUUCAAACAAUGACUCUGGAAAAUUGUCUUAGUCCUACCCUGCAGUUCAAGACCCGUGAUAUUUUUGGUUCCAACUUAAAAGCUAUCAACUUUUUCUCCAUGCAAAACAGGGGUAAGCAAAACAAAAUCCCAUUCAAUUCAUUAGGAUUUGCCUGAGUACCUUUUUGCUUUUGGCUGAGGCUUGAGUACCAGUCUAUGUAUUUGUGGUAUGUCCUGCAUUUUAGUCUGGAACUUUUUGGGACACUGCAAUUGUGAAUCUAAUUCUGUGCCCUUCAUGCAAAUGAAUUCUGGCUGUAAUGUAAAAUCCAGUGAUUUUCUAUAGGUGUUAAUGUCAAGCCACUAGUGGUUGAAGCAAAGGGAAAGCCUAGAACAGAAAGUGCAAAAAUUAGAAACAGAAGAAUGCGAAAGAAGGUAUGCUUCUUCAUGUUAAGAAAACUGCAAAAUAUCAUAUCUAACGAGGACUUGUAUAUUUGGAAGCGUUGUUAGCUAUUAUACCAUUUUUCAGACAACCGAGUUUAAUGGCACUCUUACAAGACCAAGGCUUUCAGUUUUUUGUUCAAACAAGCAAUUGUAUGCUAUGUUGGUAGAUGACCAGAACAAGAAGUGUUUAUUUUAUGGGAGUACGCUGCAGAAAUCUAUUUGCAACAAUCCCCCUCAUACUACCAUAGAAGUUGCUCAACGUGUAGGAGAAGAGCUUGUCAAGGCUUGUGGUGAUCUUGGCAUAAAGGAAAUAUCAUCUCAUGAUAGAAACGGGUUUGUGAGUGGAGAAAGAAUGCAAGCCUUUGAGAUUGUAAUUGCUAAACAUGGGUUCUUGCCUCGGUAGGUUGCUGUACUCUUGUUGCUAAUAUCUAUAGUCCAAAUAAUAUUGCUUGUAUAAUGUUGAGAUCAAGCUUGCUUUUCCUGGAUGGCCAAAAAAAAAAAACAAAGAGAAAAGAACUUGAUUUUCCAGCAGCUUUACUUGUUAAAACUUUACUUUCAUCUAGGAUGCCUUUUUGUGGCAUUUACAUGAUUCAUGUUUUCUUAGAGAUAAAGUAAGAUCUAUACA